ACGAAAUCCGGUUCGUACUGUACCGCCGCUACGUUACUUCCUCUUCAACACCAGUCGCUUGGUCCUUUCGUUUCUUUUAGCGGAUCCGCGUAAAACAUGGAGAAUCGUUCGAUAUCCAAGAAGAGGAAGUUCGUAGGAGACGGUGUCUUCAGGGCCGAGUUGAACGAGUUCCUGACUCGCGAGCUCGCCGAGGAUGGCUACUCGGGUGUGGAAGUCCGCGUGACGCCAAACCGCACAGAAAUCAUUUUACUGGCCACACACACGCAGAGCGUACUCGGUGAGAAGGGACGCAGGAUCAGGGAACUCACGUCUGUGGUGCAGAAGCGUUUCAACUUCAAGGAGCCACAGAAUGUUGAGCUAUACGCGGAGAAGGUCGCGACGCGUGGUCUGUGCGCGAUUGCCCAAGCCGAGUCUCUUAGAUACAAGCUGAUCGGUGGUCUCGCUGUGCGAAGGGCGUGCUACGGUGUUCUGCGUUUUAUCAUGGAAUCGGGCGCCAAAGGUUGCGAAGUGGUCGUCAGCGGUAAACUGCGUGGUCAGAGAGCGAAAUCGAUGAAGUUCGUCGACGGCCUGAUGAUCCAUUCCGGUGAGCCGACCAACGAAUACGUAAACACCGCCACCCGGCAUGUACUCCUCCGACAAGGUGUGUUGGGAAUCAAAGUUAAAAUCAUGCUGCCGUGGGAUCCUAACGGCAAGAGCGGACCGAAGAAACCGCUGCCCGAUUACGUGUCGAUCGUGGAACCGAAGGACGAGGUACCACCGAUGCAACCGAACUCCGAGGUGAAACCGUCGAAGGACAUACCUCAAGCUGCCCCACUCGCUGUGUAACGAUCAUUUGACUAAAACAAUAAAAAUUUAAAACAGGA
This is a messenger RNA of Ooceraea biroi (clonal raider ant), 863 nucleotides long. It is a transcript of the gene RpS3, whose product is annotated as ribosomal protein S3. The record is from RefSeq and is a predicted model, not a curated record. Gene Ontology annotation, cellular component: cytosolic small ribosomal subunit; nucleus. NCBI's taxonomy places the organism in Eukaryota, Metazoa, Arthropoda, Insecta, Hymenoptera, Formicidae. Gene Ontology annotation, molecular function: RNA binding; structural constituent of ribosome. Gene Ontology annotation, biological process: translation; positive regulation of apoptotic signaling pathway.